This is a messenger RNA of Drosophila suzukii, 1032 nucleotides long. RefSeq lists its product as uncharacterized. The record is from RefSeq and is a predicted model, not a curated record. Gene Ontology annotation, molecular function: inositol monophosphate 1-phosphatase activity. Gene Ontology annotation, biological process: signal transduction; inositol metabolic process; phosphatidylinositol phosphate biosynthetic process. Lineage: Eukaryota; Metazoa; Arthropoda; Insecta; Diptera; Drosophilidae.
CAGUUCAACCUCUCAGUUGGCAAUCAACAGAAACAGCGAUGAGUUCCCCGGUCAGCGAGUCCAAGCUCAAGGAGUACUACGAUGUGGCCAUGAAACUGGUCCUCAAGUGCGGACCUCUGAUGCAGGAGGGCUACCAGAAGCCCAAGACGGACUACAAGGUCAAAGCGGACUUCUACGACCUGGUCACCGUUUAUGACAAACAGAUUGAGGAUAUCCUAACCGAGGGAUUGGUGGCGGCCUUUCCCGAAUCCCUAAUCAUUGGUGAGGAGGAGUCGGCAGCCUCGCACCGCCAGGCGGAACUGACGGACGCGCCCACCUGGAUCAUUGAUCCCAUCGAUGGCACCACCAAUUUCAUCCACCGCAUCCCACAUUGCUGCAUUUCCGUGGGUCUGGCCAUAAACAAGGAGCUGGUGGUGGGCAUCAUCUACAACCCGCCGGCAAAUGAGCUGUUCUCCGCCUACAAGGGCCAUGGAGCCUACCUAAAUGGCCAGCCCAUCCACACAUCCAAAGUGACGACGAUCAACCAGGCGGUGAUUGCCUACGAAAUCUCCCUGAUCCACGCCGCUGGAGUGAGAGACAAGAAUGUGAAGCGACUGUACAAGAUGGCCUCGAGUGCCACGGGAACCCGCUGCUUUGGAAGUGCAGCCCUGACCCUUUGCUACGUGGCCACUGGCCAGUGCGACGCCUAUCAUGUGGAGGACCUAAAACCCUGGGACAUUGCUGCCGGAGCCAUUAUCCUGACCGAAGCCGGCGGCACUGUUUGUCACACCAGCGGAUCCAAGUUCGAUGUGAUGAAACCCGAUUGUGUAUGCGCCUCCACGCCGGAGUUGGCCAAGAAUGUGAUUAGCCUUAUCGAAGAGGCCGGCCAGAUUACUGAGUACACAUUCAAGUAAGGAUUUUAACUGCUUAUAUCAGUAUGCAAAGUCAGUAUCUACAUUUAUCAUUUGUAAAUCAGCUGUAAACUAUUGUAAUCGUGAGAGAUUAAACAGAAUAUUCCAGUAUAUAAAAACAAUAAAAACGACUUAUAUCUCA